Molecule: messenger RNA, 749 nt
Organism: Oncorhynchus mykiss (rainbow trout)
Lineage: Eukaryota; Metazoa; Chordata; Actinopteri; Salmoniformes; Salmonidae
Source: RefSeq, a predicted model, not a curated record
CUCGUAUCAUGGGGGUGAACCUGAGGAGUGGGGCAACCUCCCCAGAAUCCCAGUGCUCUCUGACAGGGUCUGAGGAUUCCUUAGGCAGUCUGGAUGAGAGAGAGAAAAGGCUGCUGAUCAGUGAGAUGAACUACUGGACUAAGGAGAGGAGGAGUAAUGGCAGUGCAGGAUGCCGCCAAAAAUCCACUCGCAGAACCUCAUCACCAUGCUGUUCGCCUAAGAGGUCCCAGACCUCAUUGCAGAGCUUGCCUGCAACUAGAGAGGCUCCCCUCAUGGAGGAGCCUCUGAAGGCUCUUUUUGGGGUAACGGAAGAGAGCCUUCUGAUAUCCCUGGUUGAGGGUCACUCCAACCCCACCUCCUCCAGCUCCUCCGAGUUGAGCUGUGCUAUCGUGGGGGAGGUGGUACACCAGCUUAACUCUGGCCUCUCAGUGGCCAUUCAGGCCAGCCCGGGGAGUUGCCCCCCUAUGGACAGUCAGGACAUAGCAGCAGGCAAGGAGGUCAUUCGGGUAGCCUCGGUUCAGAUCCUGGCCGAGCUACAGAGCCAAACAUCUGAGCCAGAGUGGGUAGGGUUUAUCGAGCCCCUCAUGGACCCUGUGACCGAUGAUGUGCUGGAGGCCAUUGUCGGCACAAUGGACAAAAUGGCACAGGACUUCAACAUCCUAUUGGAUCUGGCCAAGAAGAUGACAAUCUUGGGGUCUAAAUUUCUGACCAAUCUUCAAUGUGAUCUAGAUGUUGAGUGUCCAUCUUGA